Nanorana parkeri is the source of this 3534-nucleotide messenger RNA. RefSeq names its product polypeptide N-acetylgalactosaminyltransferase 5 (gene GALNT5). NCBI's taxonomy places the organism in Eukaryota, Metazoa, Chordata, Amphibia, Anura, Dicroglossidae. The transcript has 10 exons. The record is from RefSeq and is a predicted model, not a curated record. Bases 100 to 3237 code for a protein of 1045 amino acids. Gene Ontology annotation, cellular component: Golgi apparatus.
GCAUUGAGCCAGGCAACACAUGUGCUGUCGGGAGAAGCCGGCUGCGUGACCAGCUUUUACACUAUUGAUCCCUGGCUCUGCCAGCCAGCAGCCCCAAGGAUGCACAGGGUAAGAAAGUACUUCCGUGGCAGUGGCAGAGCCCUGGCAUUUAUAUUUGUCGCCUCCAUCAUCUGGUUGAUCUUUGACAUGGCAGCUCUGAGGUUCUCCUUCAAUGACAUAAACAGCAAGCUGCAAAGAGAUAAACUUUUCAAAAGAGGGCAGGAGAACUGGAAGCCCCCGGGAAGGGGCAAUGGUGGCCAGCGCUGGGGUGAAGAUACCACCAAGCUUAGAGGGAUCUUCCACCCUUUUGGGGAUGAACUGGGUAAGGCAGUGAAUGCUGACCCCAAAGCUGUGUUCAGGCAGAGGAAAAGGACUAUUAAGCCUAUGGCCGUGAACAAAACGAUCGCUUCGAUGGGCGUACCUGGAACCAAGUUGUUCACCCUGGAACGGGAGAAAGGUAACAAGUUACAGGCAGCGAAUGUCACGCAAGAGCUGGAAGCAAAAGCUCAUUUGUCAAAAGCUCCAGCAAAUGAGAUUUUUAAAAACAAGCUCAAUGCAGCAGGUUCUGUUGUAAGGGGGGAGGAGGUACACAAUGUGAACAAACCUAUAGAAGCAGUGCAGGUCAAAGUUACCAGGAAGGUCGGUGAUGCAGUAGAUUCUAAAAUAUUAGAUGCAGGGGCCUCUAGAGAUGGUGUGGGUGGCAGGGAUGCAUCGGAGGGCAAAGAUGGUGGGGCAAAGGGUGUAGAAGCUUCUAAAGAUGCUGUGAAAUCCAAGGAUGAUGGGACCUUUAAGGUUCAUGUUGAGGUCAAGGGUGCAAAAGCCCCUAAAGAAGCAGGGGAACCCAUGGACUCUAAACAUGGUGUGGAAUCCAAGAAUGCAGUAGAGGCCAAAGAUGCAAGGGCUCCUGAACAUGCUGUGGUGGGCAAAGAUGUAGGGGACCCUAAGGGAGAUGUCAAAGCCUCCAAAGAUGCUGUGAAAGUCAAGGAUGUAGGUGCUGCUAAGGGUAUAGAAGCCAAAGAUACAGAGGUCUCUAUGGUUGUAGUAAAGGACAAGGAUGUAGUGAAGGGCAAGGGUGCAGAGGUAAUAGUAAAGGACAAUAAUGUACUAGACUCUAAAAUUGCAGAAGAUGGCAAGGCUGUAAAAGACUCAAAAGACAAAAUGGAGUUCAGAGGUCCACCUUCUGCUACUUUAAAACUGGACAGAUUGAAAGAACAACGUCAUGAUAAAUCCCCAAAAGAAACUGUUAUUGCAGCGAAGAAGUUAAAUGGCAACAAUGAUGGACCUAAUGCGUUACCCUGGAACAAUGCAUCAGCCGUCAUUAUAAAUAAAGCUGGAGCAGUCAUUAGUAACUUAUUUGUCAAUGCAAAUGAGCCCCAAGCCGCUAAAAAGUUAAACCUUUCGGAGGGCGCCAUACAGCCAGCUACGCCCAAGACGCGUAUCGAUGUAAAAAACUCUACGUCUGGUUUCAAAGGAGGGCUUUUAGGACAAUCAGAAAACGAGGACGUAAAAGGAACCUUGACGAAGAAUAUUACACAAAAGCCGGCCAAGGUCAAUAUUAGUUCUUCCAUUAAUGCUGAUGUGGAAAAUAAACAGUUAAUCCACCACGAUAAAGCGAACAGAGUACCAGGAACUGGGGUGCACAAAGUUCGAACACUGGAUGUAACUGUGUGGCCAAGAGACGCCAACGCUCCCGGCCAGUUUGGGAGGCCUCUGGCUGUUCCUAAAGACAAGGAGCAAGAGGCAAGCAAGCGGUGGAAGGAAGGGAACUUUAACGUCUAUCUGAGUGACAUCAUCCCUCUGGAUCGAGCCAUCGAGGACAGCAGGCCAAAAGGGUGUUCCAACCAGCUUGUCCAUGACGAUCUUCCCAACACAAGCAUCAUCAUCUGUUUUGUGGACGAGGUGUGGUCCACACUUCUCCGCUCAGUUUUCAGCGCUUUGAACCGGUCACCUCCCGAACUUAUCAAAGAAAUCAUUCUAGUGGAUGACUGCAGCACAAAAGCUUACCUCAAAGAAAACCUGGACGAGUACAUGAAGCAAUAUCCCAAGGUGCGGAUUCUCCAUUUAAAGGAAAGGCAAGGAUUAAUUCGAGCCAGAAUUGCUGGAGCAAAUAUCGCUACAGGGGAUGUUUUGACUUUCCUUGACUCCCACGUCGAGUGUAAUGUGGGAUGGCUGGAGCCUCUCCUGGAACAGGUUCGAGUAAACAGCAGGAAAGUAGCUUGCCCAGUAAUUGAAGUGAUUAGCGAUAAGGACAUGAGCUACAUGACCGUGGACAAUUUCCAGCGGGGUGUCUUUUCAUGGCCGAUGAACUUUGGCUGGAAACCGGUCCCUACCGAGGACAUUCAGAAGAACAAAAUAACAGACAUGGACCCAAUAAAGUGUCCAGUUAUGGCUGGAGGAUUGUUUUCCAUUGAUAGGAAAUAUUUCUAUGAGCUUGGUACCUACGACCCAGGGCUGGAUGUCUGGGGAGGAGAAAAUAUGGAAAUCUCAUUUAAGAUCUGGAUGUGUGGUGGAGAGAUUGAGAUCAUCCCAUGUUCCAGAGUGGGCCACAUCUUCAGGAACGACAACCCAUACUCGUUCCCCAAGGACCGGGUAAAAACAGUAGAGAGGAACCUGGCUCGUGUGGCUGAAGUCUGGUUGGAUGACUACAAGGAGAUUUUUUAUGGUCAUGGAUAUCACCUCCUACAAGAAAUUUCCAAAAUCGGGGACCUGACCCAGCAAAAAGAACUUAGGAAGAAGCUGCAGUGCAAAAGCUUUAAGUGGUACCUAGAUAACGUCUUUCCAGACCUGGAUGCUCCCCUGGUCAGGGCUUCUGGAGUGAUAGCAAACAUCGGCCUGGGCAAAUGCCUUUCUUUACAAAACUCUACUGUAACCCUUGAAGACUGUGAUGCCAGUAAAAUGAACCAGCAGUUUAACUUCACUUGGCUGAGACUCAUUAAACAGAGGGAUCUGUGCAUCGCCCCUGGGGACAAAGAUAAAUUGGCUUUGCAACAAUGUGACAAUCUAAACAAUAAACUCCGGUGGUUACACAAAUCCCUGACAGCGUUCCAGCCAUCGCUGGAAUCCCACCUUGUUUUGGAAAGCAUACCACGGCCAACGUGUCUAGAGGCGGACCCUUCACACAAGACGUUAAAGACAAACUCCUGCAAUCCGGCUAAUAAGCUUCAAAAGUGGCAGUUUGAGCAAUACUUAGUGCCAUGAAGACACCGCUGAUACAGACUUAGAUCUAUUGUUAUAGCGCAGUUAGUGAGACCUGGACCAUACACUGUGACCUUAUUCCAUGGACAGAACACGGACCGACUGGAAAUGGGACUUCGGGAGGCCUGUAGUUCGCCUCCUUGCAAGUUUGCUGAAAAUAUUUUUUUUAUGAUUAGGGUUACUGGGGCAUACUGAUUUUUAAAGGGAAAAACUCCAGUUUUGUGAACAUUUGAUAUAGUAUAACUGCUACAAAACUAUUUUUUGUAGUUUAAUAUGAUUUGAAAUGACCUUUCUUUUUCU